Molecule: messenger RNA, 549 nt
Organism: Ilex paraguariensis (yerba mate)
Lineage: Eukaryota; Viridiplantae; Streptophyta; Magnoliopsida; Aquifoliales; Aquifoliaceae
Source: the annotation of a GenBank genome assembly
AUGGCUCUAUCAUCCACCUCUAGGUCUGGCCUCCGAACCACAACCCCACCACCGGCCGAUCGAAUCCCAAACUGGCUAGCACUCCCGCCGGACGUGACGACAGCAAUUCUCCACAAGGUUGGUGCGGCAGACACACUGAUGAGUGCACAGAAAGUCUGCACUACCUGGCGGAGAACAUGCAAAGAGCCCUCCAUGUGGCGAGUCAUCGACACCAAUACUUGGAGGGAUUUAUUUUCUGCUCCCGGCGGUGCUCUUGUGAAGAGAUGUAAGCUCGCCGUUGAUAUGAGCCAAGGCCUUUUGGUUGACAUCUGCAUCCACUCUUUAGCCACUGAUGAUUUGCUUCUCUACAUUGCCCACCGGUCAAGUCAGCUCAGGCAUCUUCGACUUGUAUAUUGCGAUGCUGUAUCAAGUGAAGGUGUUAGUCAAGCAGUUAAAAAACUGCCGUUAUUGGAGGAGCUUCAUCUAUACUACACCCCAAUCGCCAAAGAAGCUAUUGAAGUUGUUGGACGUUGCUGCCCUCUGCUGAAGUCAUUCAAAUUAAACAGAUGA